AUGGCGUUCCGACUAUCCGCGGGUCUAGCCACCCUUUCUUGCCUGGGAGCGAUCGCGACUGCCAACCCGUUAUCGCGCCGAGGAACCAUUGCAUCUGAUGAAAUUGUGGGAUUCGACCAAACAGUGCCCUCGGGAACAACCGGCGAAGUCUACCUGGCCUACCAGCCUUACCUGUAUGUGGUUAACGGCUGUGUCCCUUUCCCAGCCGUGGAUGCAGAGGGCGACACAAAUGCUGGUCUUGCCACCACAGGAGCUUCUGAUGGCGACUGCAGCAGCAGCACUGGCCAGAUCUAUGUUCGGGGCAAUAGCUCCGGAGAUUACUACGCCCUGAUGUAUGCCUGGUACAUGCCUAAGGAUGAGCCUUCAGAUGGUCUUGGCCACCGUCACGAUUGGGAGGGAGCAAUUGUUUGGCUCGCCGAUUCCACUAGCACAUCCGCCGAUAAUAUCGUCGCUGUCUGCCCUUCCGCUCACGGUAGCUGGGACUGCAGCACCGAUGGAUACACGGUUGACGGCACUGCGCCGUUGAUCGAUUAUUAUAGCAUCUGGCCUGUGGAUCAUUGCUGUGGUCUUACUACCACCGUUGGUGGCAUGCAGCCUCUGAUCGCCUGGGAAUCCCUCCCAACUGUUGCGCAAGACGCUUUAGAUACGACCGACUUUGGUUCUGCCAUCGUCCCUUUCAUUGAUGCUCACUUUUCGACGAACUUGGCUGACGCCACGUUCUAA
Molecule: messenger RNA, 723 nt
Organism: Penicillium pulvis
Lineage: Eukaryota; Fungi; Ascomycota; Eurotiomycetes; Eurotiales; Aspergillaceae
Product: NPP1 family protein
Exons: 2
Coding region: 1-723 (240 amino acids)
Source: RefSeq, a predicted model, not a curated record